Molecule: messenger RNA, 3327 nt
Organism: Vittaforma corneae ATCC 50505
Lineage: Eukaryota; Fungi; Microsporidia; Nosematidae
Exons: 1
Coding region: 1-3327 (1108 amino acids)
Biological process (GO): DNA-templated transcription
Cellular component (GO): RNA polymerase III complex
Molecular function (GO): DNA binding; DNA-directed RNA polymerase activity; ribonucleoside binding
Source: RefSeq, a predicted model, not a curated record
AUGGAGGAUACUGACCAGAAUUAUGAACUUAUAAAGUUGUUUCUAAAGGAGAAAACACUUGUUAGACAGCAUCUAGAGUCAUUUAACUAUUUCAUAGACUAUGAUAUAAGGUCUAUAAUGAAUGCAAAUAACAUUGUAGACUCAGACAUUGAUCAUACUUUUUACUUGAAAUAUUUGGAUAUCAGAGUGGGAGCGCCGUCAGUGACUGAAAAUAUGAUAGAAACGCAAAUAUAUCCGCUAGAAUGUAGGAAUAGAGACUUGACUUACUCGGCCAAUAUCUAUGUGGAUGUUGAGUAUGUUAGAAAUAAGCAGGUUGUCAUAAAGAGAGACCUCUGUAUGGGAAAGCUGCCAAUAAUGCUUAGAAGUAACCGAUGCUUGCUCUCAGCUAAGAACAACGAUAUUAUAGAGAGCGUCAGUACUGUAAAUAAGCGUAUUAAAGAAUCUCAGGAGUGUUUUCUCGAUAACGGAGGGUAUUUCAUCAUUCAGGGAAUUGAAAGAGUCAUUCUGAUCCAAGAGCAGCUGUCAAAGAACAGAAUAAUGCUGGAGGAAGGCACAAAAGGUGUCUAUGCUUCUGUUACAUCUUCGAGUAUCGAGCACAAGAGCAAGACAAGCCUAAUUGUUAAAGACGACUGUUUUUAUAUUCAAAGCACCAGUUUUAAUGAGGAUGUGCCAGCGGUCAUCCUUAUUAAAGCAUUAGGAAUUAUUUCAGAUGCCGAAAUAUGUGAAAUUGUGGGGAAGGAACUGCUUGAUAUACUUCUGCCCAGCUUUGAAGAGGCAAUUUCAAAGAAGAUUUUCAGAGAAGAACAGGCAAUUUUGUAUUUAUCAAAAUUUGCCAAGAUUAAUCCAGAAAAUGAUAAGAUUGAUGAAGUUCGGACCGUACUUUCUGAAAGGAUAUUGCCAAAUAUUGAGUUCGACUAUACACUUAGAAAAAAGGGUGUUUAUGUGUGCCUGAUGAUACGAAAGCUGGCUAUGAAUAAAGCCGGGAUAAUAGGCCCUGACGACAAGGACUAUAUGGGAAACAAGAGAUUUGAGCUUGCUGGGCAGCUGCUCGGCAUUCUCUUUGAAGACUCUUUCAAAAAGUUUAAUUAUGAGCUUAAAAAGUCCAUUGACAAAAUUUUGAGCAAGAGAACAAGAACAUCCGAAUUUGAUGCUUUGACAUUUUUUAAUCUUCAAACAAGCUCAAUAACAUCAAGUCUCACCAGGGCCAUUUCGACAGGCAAUUGGAACCUUAAAAGAUUCAGAAUGGAGAGAAGUGGUGUUUCCAGCAUUAUAACACGGUACUCAUAUGUUUGUGCGCUUGGAAUGAUGACAAAGAUCAACAGCCAUUUUGAAAAGACGCGCAAAGUUAGUGGCCCAAGAUCGCUGCACACUUCUUCCUGGGGGAUGCUAUGCCCAGUCGAUACUCCCGAGGGUGAGAGCUGUGGAUUAGUUAAAAACUUGGCACUUUUGGCAGAAAUUACAACAGAUUCUGAUCCAAAGAUUAUUGAAAAGGUCCUGAUGGAAUACGGCGUCAGGAAAAUUGAAAUCUGUUAUGGAAAAGAGUUUUACCAGAAAAACAACCACCUCGUAUUCAUUAACGGUGGAAUAUUUGGAAUAGUGUCUCAGCCUGGGAUUUUAGUUAAUCUGUUUAGAAAAAGAAGAAGAUGCGGGAAGAUUGAUAAGUUCGUAUCAAUAUACACCAAUAGUGAUGAGAAGAGUGUCUAUGUUUCUACUGACAACGGUAGAAUCUCUCGUCCUGUAAUUAUACUCGACCAGAGUAAAGCUUUAACUGCCAAAAGUUUGAUUGAAAGACUUAAGAAGCAUCGUGCUCGGGAUAACUACACCGAAGUGCAUGAUCACGAUGCAGAGAGCCAGCUUUUGAUUCAUUUGGGGAUAUACUUUGACAAAGAGAGCCUUAGGUACAAAUCAUUCUCGGACCUUAUCAACGAGGGUAAAAUAGAAUACUUAGACAUAAACGAAGAAAACAACUGUAUGAUUGCCUUCACAGCGAGUGAAAUUAACGAGAACACUACACAUCUUGAAAUAUCUGAGUUUGCAAUUCUUGGCUACAUUGCUGGACUUGUGCCGUUUCCCCAUCACAACCAAAGCCCCAGGAAUACGUAUCAGUGUGCAAUGGGCAAGCAGGCAAUUGGACACAUUGCAGCCAAUGUUAAAAGAAGAUUUGAUUCUGCUAUUUUGCAGCUUAACUAUACUCAGAGGCCUAUUGCAUCUUCAAAGACACUUGAUAUUAUUAAAUACAACCAGAUUCCCUCUGGCUUCAAUGCAAUGGUGGCUGUUAUGAGCUAUAGCGGAUAUGAUAUUGAGGAUGCUGUUAUACUAAAUCAAGGAUCUGUUGAUAGAGGAAUGGCCAGGGUUGAGGUGUACAAGACUAAUACUAUUGUGCUGAAAAAAUACAGCAGCGGACAGUCGGACAAACUUGUUGGAGAUGGUGUAAUUUCUCCUGGAAAGUACGUAGUUGAUGGGACGGUGUUGGUUAACAAGAUUUCUCCAAUAACGAAUACUUUAACCUCAUCAAAGCAUAAGGGACAUCCAGCACACAUCGAAAAAGUAAUGAUUAGCAAAAGCGAAGACGAAAGUAUUAUAAAAGUAGUAACAAGAGAGACUAGAAGUCCUGAGGUUGGCGAUAAGUUUAGUAGUCGGCAUGGCCAGAAGGGCGUGGUUGGCCUGAUAGUUCCACAGGUUGAUAUGCCGUUCAAUGAACAAGGGUUAGCGCCCGACAUAAUCAUGAACCCCCAUGGAUUUCCAUCAAGAAUGACGGUUGGGAAGAUUAUUGAAUUACUUAGUGGAAAAGCGGCUAUGAUUGAAGGGAAAUAUGCGGAUGCAACAGCAUUUAAAAAGAAUCAAAUUAGAGACUUCUGUGAUGUUUUGGCUAAAAGUGGAUAUAGCUAUUCUGGAAAGGAUAUUUUUACGAGUGGAACGACAGGUGAACAGCUUGAGGCUUAUAUUUUCUAUGGCCCUAUUUUUUACCAGAGACUAAAGCAUAUGGUUGCCGAUAAGAUGCAUUGUAGGGCACGUGGCCCAAGAGCUAUUCUUACUCGUCAACCAACCGAGGGUAGAUCCAACGAUGGUGGCCUGCGUCUUGGAGAAAUGGAAAGAGACUGCUUGAUAGGUUAUGGUACCUCUGCUCUGCUCAAUGAGAGACUAAUGGUUUCAUCGGAUAUUUUCGAAGCGUUUAUAUGCAAAGACUGCGGUGUAGUAGGAUAUAAAGGACACUGCCCGAUGUGUAAGAAGUCCAAUCCAGUGCCUAUAAAAAUUCCAUAUGCCUGCAAACUCCUAUUCCAGGAAUUAAUGUCUAUGAAUAUUCUGCCAAAAGUUGAACUUGAGUAA